Messenger RNA from Onychomys torridus (southern grasshopper mouse), 1509 nucleotides. It is a transcript of the gene Igfbp7, whose product is annotated as insulin like growth factor binding protein 7. The transcript has 5 exons. Gene Ontology annotation, biological process: regulation of signal transduction; regulation of cell growth. Gene Ontology annotation, molecular function: insulin-like growth factor binding. NCBI's taxonomy places the organism in Eukaryota, Metazoa, Chordata, Mammalia, Rodentia, Cricetidae. Gene Ontology annotation, cellular component: extracellular region. Bases 40 to 885 code for a protein of 281 amino acids. The record is from RefSeq and is a predicted model, not a curated record.
GGGGGCGCCCGCCGCUCACUCGCGUCCAGCCACCCGGCCAUGGAGCGGCCACCGCGCGCCCUGCUGCUCGGCGCCGCCGGACUGCUGCUCCUGCUCCUGCCCCUCUCCUCUUCCUCCUCUUCGGAUGCCUGCGGCCCAUGCGUGCCGGCCUCCUGCCCUGCGCUGCCCCCGCUGGGCUGCCCGCUGGGCGAGACCCGCGAUGCGUGCGGCUGCUGCCCGGUGUGCGCUCGCGGCGAGGGCGAGCCGUGCGGGGGCGGCGCGGCCGGCAGGGGGCACUGCGCGCCGGGCAUGGAGUGCGUGAAGAGCCGCAAGAGGCGGAAGGGUAAAGCCGGGGCAGCAGCCGGCGGCCCGGCGACCCUCGCCGUGUGCCAGUGCAAGAGCCGCUACCCGGUGUGCGGCAGCGACGGCACCACCUACCCCAGCGGCUGCCAACUUCGCGCCGCCAGCCUGCGCGCCGAGAGCCGCGGGGAGAAGGCCAUCACCCAGGUCAGCAAGGGCACCUGCGAGCAAGGUCCUUCCAUAGUGACGCCCCCCAAGGACAUCUGGAAUGUCACUGGUGCCAAGGUGUACUUGAGCUGUGAAGUCAUCGGCAUCCCGACCCCCGUCCUCAUCUGGAACAAGGUAAAAAGAGACCACUCUGGAGUUCAAAGGACAGAACUCUUGCCUGGUGACCGGGAAAACCUGGCUAUUCAGACCCGGGGUGGUCCAGAAAAGCAUGAAGUGACUGGCUGGGUGCUGGUGUCUCCUCUAAGUAAGGAAGAUGCUGGAGAAUAUGAGUGCCACGCAUCCAACUCCCAAGGACAGGCUUCAGCAUCGGCCAAAAUUACAGUGGUUGAUGCCUUACAUGAAAUACCAGUGAAAAAAGGUCAAGGUGCUCAGCUAUAAACCUGCAAAAUACAUUAGCCUAUGUAGCUAAAAGUGCUUACUGACAAGUCUAACCCCUAUUCCUUCCUGACAAGUUUCUUUUAACCUAAUCCACUAACACUUGAUUACAUCCAGCUGGUUUUACAUGGAAAACUCAAAGAUAACACAUCAAGACUAUCUACAAAAAUUUAUUGUUUAUUUACAAAAAAGCAUGCAUAACUUUAAACAAAACAAAUAAAAUCCUUAUCACAACAGUAUUACAUUUUGUCAUUUUUAAAAAAACAACUAUCAUGGAAACAAGAUACUGAUAUUUACAGUGUCUCGCUGUGAACUUCCAACAGAACUACACACUCAUCAUUCGAGGUGCAAUACUCAUGGACAUAAGCUCCUGGAAUAACAGUUUGCAUGCAUAAGGCAUCCGUACCAAAGAAAUCUGCAAGAGAAAAGAAAUAGUAAUCAGCAGAACUAUGUCAAAGACUCCACUUCCUACCACACUUCAGGUGAGAGGGAGGCUGUGUGCGCCUCAGCCUGUCCCAGCAGGUUUUAGUAGUUCCUCCUUUCUGCCAACAAACAUAUAUUCACCCUUCCAACUUUUGAAUUUUGAGUAAAAGGCUUAAAAAAAUUCUUGGUUGGGCUGAAGAGGUG